Molecule: messenger RNA, 996 nt
Organism: Epinephelus moara (kelp grouper)
Lineage: Eukaryota; Metazoa; Chordata; Actinopteri; Perciformes; Serranidae
Product: probable histone deacetylase 1-B
Exons: 8
Coding region: 111-977 (288 amino acids)
Molecular function (GO): histone deacetylase activity
Source: RefSeq, a predicted model, not a curated record
UCCCAGCCGGGCGGGACAGCAUCUGUGAUUGGUUGAUGAGAGCUCAGUGCUAGUUCCUUGGUGCAGGAGAAGAGCCGGUGGGCACGAAUCAGUGGGGUAAUUGGUGUAAAAUGGCGCUGUCUCAAGGAACAAAGAAAAAAGUUUGCUAUUACUAUGACGGGGAUGUUGGGAACUACUACUACGGCCAGGGCCAUCCCAUGAAACCCCACAGGAUCCGCAUGACACACAACCUCCUUCUCAACUAUGGGCUGUACAGGAAAAUGGAGAUCUAUAGACCGCACAAAGCCAGUGGUGAAGAGAUGACAAAGUACCACAGCGAUGACUACAUUAAGUUCCUGAGGUCCAUUCGACCAGACAACAUGUCUGAGUACAGCAAACAGAUGCAGAGAUUCAAUGUCGGAGAGGACUGCCCAGUGUUCGAUGGUCUGUUUGAGUUUUGCCAGCUUUCAACAGGUGGAUCUGUCGCCGGGGCACUGAAGUUAAACAAGCAGCAGACAGACAUCGCCAUCAACUGGGCCGGCGGACUCCACCACGCCAAGAAGUCUGAGGCCUCGGGUUUCUGCUACGUCAACGACAUCGUCCUGGCCAUCCUUGAGCUACUCAAAUACCACCAGAGGGUGUUAUACAUAGACAUUGACAUCCACCACGGUGAUGGAGUGGAGGAGGCGUUCUACACCACAGACAGGGUCAUGACUGUCUCUUUUCACAAAUAUGGGGAAUACUUCCCCGGCACUGGAGACCUGAGGGACAUCGGAGCUGGGAAGGGCAAGUACUAUGCAGUAAACUACCCGCUCAGAGACGGUAUCGAUGAUGAGUCCUAUGAAGCCAUCUUCAAACCUAUCAUGGCUAAAGUUAUGGAGAUGUACCAGCCAAGUGCAGUCGUGCUCCAGUGUGGAGCAGAUUCUCUUUCUGGAGACAGACUGGGCUGCUUCAACCUCACCAUCAAAGGUAUAAACUAUGAUCAAAUAAUGAAGUGAUGACAUUUUAUAUCCAAAA